UGUUGUCGCUGGUUCUUACACAACGCCCUCACGCGAAGAAUUCCGAGUUACGAGAUAAAGCGAAAUAAUUUCACAUUAUCGGGCACGGGUGUGCCUUAAACUCUAGGAAAACGUGGGGCCAAUUGAAUUUUGACGAAUCGCGGUGGAUUCGGCACCAUUCGAGCAUCCCAGAAGCAUCGCGGACGAGAAAAAGCUGAUAAAACUUUAUAAAUCCUGAAGUUACAUGAUUUAGUCACGCAAAGAUGACAACUAACGUGGCAACUAUAAAACUGGAAGGAGGUCAGGAGUCCGUAACGGAAAUUCAGACCUACCUUGAGACUUUUAACAAAGAAAUUGAAGGUGGUCAGGGAGAACAGUUUCAACAUGUUCAGCUGCAACAAGUCGAAGGUCUUUCGGGUGGCGAAGAAGGUGGAACCUACUUUGUUGAUCAGUCAGGACAGUAUUACUAUCAAGCCAGCGGUGAAGAUGCGCCUGUUAUGACCCAAGUCCAAAUACAGGAAGUCGAAGAUCCAGAUGGCCAGACCGAAGGAGAGACUGCACAAGAUGAUCAGUAUCAAGAGAUCGAGGAGCUUGAUCAAGUUGAAACAGAAGAUGAUGGUCAAACUGGGAAUGGUACAGGCAAUCAAGUUGUAAUCAAUUCCGGAGAUGCGUAUCAGACAGUGACAAUUGUUCCUUCGGACACUAAUCCUGGUGAAGUGAGUUAUGUACUUAUAGUACAACAACCCGAAGGGGAGGAGAAGCCGAAGAGAAUUAAGAGCAGUGGCGAAGGAGGCGAGGGUGAAGAAGGAGAUGGGGAACAAGACCUCACAGUUUAUGAUUUCGAGGAUAACGAGGAUAAUGAAGUUGCCGUGGAGUCCGAGGCAGAGGAUGAUAAGACCAAAAUCAUCAAGUACAUCCCCAGAAAGUCGCAAACUGUGACUCAGGCUCACAUGUGUAACUACUGCAACUACACUAGUCCUAAACGGUACCUGUUGUCGCGUCAUAUGAAGUCCCAUUCUGAGGAAAGACCUCACAAAUGUAGCGUAUGUGAGAGAGGUUUUAAGACUUUGGCUUCGCUUCAAAAUCAUGUGAAUACUCAUACAGGGACGAAACCUCAUCAUUGCAAGUUCUGCGACAGUGCAUUUACUACUUCCGGUGAACUGGUGCGACAUACGCGAUAUAAGCACACCAACGAUAAGCCGCACAAGUGCACGAUUUGUCAUUAUGCUAGUGUCGAGAAGAACAAGUUGCGCAGUCACAUGCGCAUUCACACGGGAGAACGUCCUUACGAGUGUCCACAUUGCACCUAUGCGAGUCCCGAUACUUUCAAAUUGAAGCGGCACUUGCGAAUCCAUACGGGUGAAAAACCCUACGAGUGCGACAUCUGCCAGGCGAGAUUCACUCAGUCCAACAGCUUGAAGGCCCAUAAGUUGGUCCACAAUGUUGGAGACAAACCUGUAUUCCAGUGUGAGCUUUGCCCGACAACAUGUGGUAGAAAAACAGAUCUCAGAAUUCAUGUGCAGAAAUUACACACUUCAGAUAAACCGCUGAAGUGUAAACGCUGCGGAAAAACAUUCCCUGACAGGUACAGUUAUAAACUUCACAGUAAAACGCACGAGGGAGAAAAGUGUUACAAAUGUGACCUCUGCCCUUAUGCUUCAAUAUCUGCGCGCCAUCUCGAAAGCCAUAUGCUCAUCCACACGGAUCAAAAGCCAUACCAGUGCGAUAGUUGUUAUCAGUCCUUCAGGCAAAAACAACUUUUGAAGCGGCACUGCAAUCUCUACCACAAUCCUUCUUAUGUUCCUCCGCCGCCUCAGGAGAAAACGCAUCAAUGCCCAGAAUGCGAGAGACCAUUCAGACAUAAAGGUAAUCUUAUUCGUCACAUGGCUGUUCACGAUCCAGAAUCGUCUUUGCAAGAAAAGCAGCAAGCCUUGAAAAUGGGCAGGCAAAAGAAAAUCCAAAUCAUUGAUGGUCAAAGAGUCGAAGUCAUGACAGGUGAUUUAGCUUCUAAACUUAAAGGUUACGACGACGACGACGACGAAGAGGAAGAAGACGAAGAGGAAGAGGAGGAGGAUGAUGACAUGAUGGCUGUCGAAGGAAGUGAUGGUCAGCAGUACGUUGUGCUCGAAGUCAUCCAACUCGCUGACAAUCAGGGAUCAGAUCAGGGGCAAAUGGCCGUAGUCGCUAAUGAGGAUGGAGAUAUAGUGAUGCAGGAUCCUCUGGGUCAAGAAAACAGUAUGGUUUCUGAAGUUGGAGAGGAGUUGGAAGAAGGAGAGGAGGAUGAGACUUCUAUGGACGGAUUGAAGCUGCAAGGCACAAUUACCAAAAACAAAUCCGGUUCGCAGACAUCGCAACGCGAUCCGAAACUGCGUAAGGAAAUGGAAACCUGCUUUGGUUUUGACGAGGAAGAGGAAGAAGAGGACGAGGGUAGCAGCGAAAUGCGAUUGCUGGAUACGAUUUCGUAAUGCCCAUCACAGUGAAUAAAGUAUGUACUCUGUAGUUAAGAAUAUUUCUUCUCACCCAGUAUCAAUGUAUAAAUACUAUAAACGGUGACAUUGCGAGAGACUUGAAAUUGUGUACAUUGUAGGCACUAUUAUAAUAAUUUAUGGGCGUAAAAUGUUAGUUCAAAGUUUUAAGAAAUGUAAAUCGAGAGCAGUGAGAGUUAUUACGUUUUGAAUAAUAAUAUAGCUGACUCUCAGUAUUGGAUGCAUAAAAACGCGGGUGUAUUUUACUGGAAAUACAGGGGUUACUUCAGAAAAAGGAUAUUGUUCCUUUUUCCUUUGGAGUUUAAGAGAAGAAAAAUGACAGCUUGGGAGGUAGCUCCUACUUGAGAAUGAAUGAAAGCCUAAAGUCUUAUUUAGGCUGGAUGUAAAUAGAAUGAUCUUUUUAUUACUCUUUCUUUGUCAGAAUAUGUAGCAAUAUAUUACGAAGUUUCUAUGUAGUUAUUAGAUUGUGCGUAAUCGAUUGAGGUGAACUAAGAUAUCAUCAAUCCAGGUUUGUCACAUCGGACAAACUGUGAAAUAUUCUGAGAAAAUUGUAGCUCUAUUCAUUUUCGAGGAAAAGUUUUCUUACGGUUUUAUGUGCGCGUCGUAAAUCUGAUGUAUGAAUCGAAUGUAUGGGGAAUCAAACUGUGAAAUUAAAUUGUGAAAUUAAAUAUGUACGAAUAUAAUCGUUCGCGGACAUCACAUUUUAUUUGAAUAUUCAAAUAAGGCGUGAACUACCAUUUCUUACCGUUUUAGUAGCGUGGAUGUAACGCUUUUUAACAAUGAAAUCCAAGAUUUGAAAAAUUAUGCUAGGUAUCAGGAAAAAUGUAAGACUUUUUUUUUAAUGGAUAUAGUUUAAAAUAGAUCUUCGUUUUUCCUUUGAUAUAAAUAAUUGAAUUGAGUGUUCUUAAUUGAUACACAGCAAAGGAAAUAACGUAUUAUUAAAGUUACAUUUUGUAUUUUUCCUGCCUCUAUUUUGGUGGCAGCUUCGAAUAUUUCCAUUCGUCGAUUUAACUUUGUAACUGCAUCCCGAAUAAACUUCGAUUUACUGAACUGGAAAUUUAUUAUGGACAAAUGGCACAAGUUCCAUUUAAAUAAUAUUAGACGAAUUAUUUUCAAAUUUGAAUUUUGUUAUUAGUGCAUCGGCUUACGAUAUUAGCACGAUCGUAGUUUUGGUAAAAUUCUCUCAACUGAAUCUGUAUCGUUUCUUUGCAAUUUUGUUCUAUGAGGUACUAUUCACAAAUGUAUGCACAUCUGCGUCCAGUAUUUACGCGAAGUUAAACCUUCGAUAAGACGGCGGCUUAUGGACGUGUAAAAAGCGUGUACAAUUUUUUACAUUUCGAUUGUAAAAUUGUAAUUUAUGUAGAGAUCAAAAAUCCAGUAGUCCAUCGCGUGCUGUUUAAAUGGAUGCACUUUCACUUUCCAAAGAACAAGAAAAAGUCAGUGUAACAUUUUAUCUGUAAUAAAUAUUAAUUCAUCAAAA
Belonocnema kinseyi is the source of this 3945-nucleotide messenger RNA. RefSeq names its product transcriptional repressor CTCFL. Bases 243 to 2444 code for a protein of 733 amino acids. Gene Ontology annotation, molecular function: RNA polymerase II cis-regulatory region sequence-specific DNA binding; DNA-binding transcription factor activity. The record is from RefSeq and is a predicted model, not a curated record. Gene Ontology annotation, biological process: regulation of transcription by RNA polymerase II. The transcript has 13 exons. NCBI's taxonomy places the organism in Eukaryota, Metazoa, Arthropoda, Insecta, Hymenoptera, Cynipidae.